Messenger RNA from Camellia sinensis, 1998 nucleotides. RefSeq names its product kinase associated protein phosphatase (gene KAPP). Gene Ontology annotation, molecular function: protein binding; protein serine/threonine phosphatase activity; cation binding. Gene Ontology annotation, biological process: protein dephosphorylation. The record is from RefSeq and is a predicted model, not a curated record. Lineage: Eukaryota; Viridiplantae; Streptophyta; Magnoliopsida; Ericales; Theaceae.
AAAUGAAAUGGGGGUGCAAAGAAACAAAAAUAAAUGCGGACCAUUUCAAAGCGACCUCCUCGCAAUUCGGGGGGGGUCUUGGGUUGGGUCUGUCUCUCUCAUAGUUUGACCGAUGGCGAAGGCGAUGGUAGAGAGCAUUGUGGACGUAGGUGUAGGUGGUGGUGUUGUCCUCCUCCUUCUCCUCCUCCUUAUGCUGCUUCUCAUCAUCCUUCUCAUCCUCUUCGCCUGCAAGCCAUGGCGUUUCUUUCUCUCCUCCUCCUCUCGCACCCGCAUCACCAUCAUCAACCCCUCCUCCUCUCAGGUUGAUGACAUAGAGAGGCCUCUUGUCUCAGAGGAUUUGAAUCUUGUCCAAAAUCAAAGCAAUGAGUUUGGUGGAAAUUUUUCUCUUGAGGGGGUAUGUCAUUCAACUGAAGGCCAUUUCAGCUCACCCCAAACUCAUGGUGUUGGUUAUAGACAACGGAUUCCAUCUACAUCUUCCCAGUUAUCUCAAAGUGGUAGCUUUGUUUUAGAUGUAAUUCCUGACCCUUUGAAAGAUAUAUUCAUUGGUCAGACACUUAAGCAUCCCAAAAAACCUGUUGAAGAGGAGAGGUAUGCCAGGAAUGAUGACUUGAAAGUUUGUCCAGACAGUGGUAGCUUUAAUGAGUUUAUACCUGAAGGUAUUGCAGAUGAAAGAAGUAGCCUCACCUUGGAGAUUAUCUCGGGUCCUUCUCGUGGGCUUCGUUGUUCCAUACAAUCAACAGAUGCUUCAAGGCUUCCACUGAUACUUGGAAGGGUUGCUCCAAGUGAACUAUUACUGAAGGAUUCGGAGGUUUCAGGGAAGCAUGUGCUGAUAAACUGGAAUUUAAAUAAGUUAAAAUGGGAAGUGGUGGACAUGGGCAGCUUAAAUGGAACACUCUUAAAUUCACAGGCAAUCCACCAUCUGGAUUCUACAAGUAGACGUUGGGGCCUUUCCACUGAUCUUGCAAAUGGUGACAUAAUAACUCUUGGUACAAGCACAAAAAUAUUCGUUCAGAUUACAUCCCAAGCUGAGUGCUUGAUCCCUUUUGGAGUUGGUCUGGCAUCAGAUCCUAUGGCCGUUCGUCGAGGAGGAAAGAAGCUGCCCAUGGAGGAUGUGUAUUAUUACCGGUGGCCUCUUCCUGGGGCUGAUAAGUUUGGAAUAUUCGGUAUAUGUGAUGGACAUGGUGGAGCAGGUGCUGCCACCUCUGCAAGCAAGAUACUGCCUGAGGUGGUUGCUAGUAUCUUAUCAGAUUCAUUCCGAAGGGAGAAUGUUUUAUCACAAUGCGAUGCUUCAGAUGUCCUUAGGGAUGCAUUUUUGCAAACAGAAGCAAGCUUGAACCACUAUUAUGAGGGUUGUACUGCAACAGUGCUUCUGGUCUGGACUGACAGUCAUGAAAAUUUCUUUGCACAAUGUGCAAAUGUUGGAGACUCAUCUUGUGUUAUGAAUAUUGAUGGAAAGCAGAUUAAGAUGUCGGAAGACCACAGAAUAGCCAGUUAUUCUGAAAGACUCCGUAUGCAAGAAACAGGAGAACCAUUGAAAGAUGGGGAAACGCGCUUAUGCGGCUUAAACCUUGGUCGGAUGCUCGGAGACAAAUUUUUGAAACAGCAGGAUGCUCGCUUCAGUUCAGACCCUUAUAUUAGUCAAGUUGUGCACAUACAUCAAGCAAGCAGGGGCUUUGCACUUAUAGCAAGUGAUGGUUUUUGGGAUGUUGUUAACUCCAAGAAGGCAAAUCAGCUUGUCCAACAGGCAAGGGAGAGAUAUGCUGCAGAUAGAGAAAAUCCGGCAGAAAAAGUAGCUAGUUUUUUGUUGAGCGAGGCCAGAACACAACGUACAAAAGAUAACACGUCUAUUAUUUUCUUAGAUUUUGACAACAUAAAUAGAAACUCUUCUUGUAAACCAGAUUCUUAGAAUUAGCUUUUAUGUAAAAUAUUGUAAUUUUUAUAAUUUUAUUUAUUUUUUCUCUCUCUGAAAUAAGUCUCUCUCCUUGCGUUUCCUUUAAA